This is a messenger RNA of Triplophysa dalaica, 3746 nucleotides long. RefSeq names its product karyopherin alpha 3 (importin alpha 4) (gene kpna3). The transcript is spliced from 17 exons. Gene Ontology annotation, cellular component: cytoplasm; nucleoplasm; nucleus. Gene Ontology annotation, molecular function: protein binding; nuclear import signal receptor activity. Gene Ontology annotation, biological process: NLS-bearing protein import into nucleus. The coding region runs from base 108 to 1679 and encodes 523 amino acids. Lineage: Eukaryota; Metazoa; Chordata; Actinopteri; Cypriniformes; Nemacheilidae. The record is from RefSeq and is a predicted model, not a curated record.
CCCAGGUUCUAUGGUACACAGACCGUCUAGUCCCCCCACACCCUCCUCCUCCCUGAGCGGAGCUCCGUACGUCGGUCGGGACUACAGACGCACACACAUACACAGCCAUGGCCGAAAACGCCGGCUUGGAAAACCAUCGCAUUAAGAGCUUCAAAAACAAGGGGCGAGAUGUGGAGACGAUGCGAAGACAUCGUAAUGAAGUGACUGUAGAACUAAGAAAGAACAAAAGAGACGAACAUCUCCUGAAGAAACGAAACGUUCCACAGGAAGAGAGUCUGGAAGACUCGGAUGUUGAUUCAGACUUCAAAGGACAAAAUAUAACGCUAGAUGCCAUCCUUCAGAACGCCACCAGUGACAACGCAGUUGUACAGCUCAGUGCUGUGCAGGCAGCCAGAAAAUUGCUCUCGAGUGAUAGAAAUCCCCCUAUAGAUGACUUGAUAAAAUGUGGAAUCCUUCCGAUCUUAGUCAAAUGCCUGGAGAGGGAUGACAAUCCUUCAUUGCAGUUCGAAGCUGCCUGGGCUCUGACCAACAUUGCAUCAGGGACGUCUGCGCAGACACAAGCUGUGGUCAAAUCUAGCGUAGAUGCUGUCCCGUUGUUUUUGAGACUCCUUCACUCUCCCCAUCAGAAUGUGUGCGAGCAGGCUGUGUGGGCGCUGGGCAACAUCAUCGGUGAUGGGCCUCAGUGUCGAGAUUACGUCAUAUCUCUUGGCGUGGUCAAACCCCUUUUGUCGUUUAUUAACCCCUCCAUCCCCAUAACCUUCUUGAGAAACGUUACCUGGGUCAUCGUCAACCUGUGCCGAAACAAAGACCCGCCUCCACCAAUGGAAACAGUACAAGAGAUUCUUCCUGCCCUUUGUGUACUCAUAUAUCAUACAGAUAUAAAUAUUCUGGUAGACACAGUGUGGGCUCUGUCAUAUCUGACGGACGGAGGAAACGAGCAGAUUCAGAUGGUUAUAGACUCAGGUGUUGUCCCCUUCCUCGUCCCGCUGCUCAGCCACCAAGAGGUCAAAGUUCAGACUGCAGCGCUGAGAGCGGUGGGCAACAUCGUCACAGGGACGGAUGAGCAGACUCAGGUGGUGCUCAACUGUGACGUCCUCUCUCACUUUCCCAACCUGCUCACGCACCCCAAAGAGAAGAUCAACAAGGAGGCCGUGUGGUUCCUGUCCAAUAUAACCGCGGGAAACCAGCAGCAGGUGCAGGCAGUAAUAGACGCCGGUCUCAUACCCAUGAUCAUUCACCAGCUUGCCAAGGGGGAUUUUGGAACACAGAAGGAGGCUGCAUGGGCCAUCAGUAACUUGACAAUAAGUGGAAGGAAGGAUCAGGUGGAGUACUUGGUGCAACAAAACGUGAUCCCACCCUUCUGCAACCUGCUGUCGGUGAAAGACUCUCAGGUGGUCCAGGUGGUUCUCGAUGGACUGAAGAACAUCCUCAUCAUGGCUGGGGAGGAAGCCAGCACGAUUGCAGAGAUCAUUGAAGAGUGUGGAGGAUUGGAAAAAAUCGAGAACCUACAGCAGCAUGAAAAUGAGGACAUCUACAAACUCGCAUUUGAAAUAAUCGAUCAGUACUUUUCAGGAGAUGAUAUCGAUGAGGACCCCAGCCUGAUACCGGAACCCAACCAGGGAGGCACGUUUAACUUCGAUCCAGCCUCUAACCUGCAAACCAAGGAGUUCAAGUUCUAGUCCUCCAGAACGUUGAGCUCAAGAACAUGGUGGGUUUCCCAGCUGCUCCUCGACCCCCGUCACUUACUGACCCAUCAUCAACCAACCACUCACUAACCAGAAAAACCAACCAAUCACCACGCUCCGAAAUACAUUUACACAGAAGAUAAAAAGCACUGAAGGAUCCGAGUUCCCGUCUGAAAUGCCACUCUACAAUGAAUGGAUCUCAGCAACCUCGAAACGAAGAACAAGACUUGUUCAUUGAACUGCAGUUGCCAAAAAAAUGAAUACAAAUAUUUUGCUCUUUCUUUCACUCACUCGCACGCAUAGGUGAGCAUGAAAAGUAAUAGGAACUUCUGUAGUCACACCAGCCAUCAUAUCAGCCAAGGAAGAUGAAAGAAAGAGAUCAUCUUGAAAUUUAAAGGCAGGGAUUUUUCUUUUGUUUUCCAGGAAACUCCUUCCUCUCGACACGUUGUGUUUUGGUGUUCGUAGUUUCAGACAGACACCCAGCUCGAUAUGUCCAGCCUCUACUGUGUUAAGCCAUUCGGUCCCCCCUCCCCUAUUUAUCCGAGGUCUAUGAACUAGCCCAUAGUGGGUUAUUCCAUGGAAAAUUAUUGAAAUGGGGGAAGGGGAUGUCUCUCCAAGUAUGUGGUGUGCAUAAAGGAUUUCAAUUACAGCCACCGAUUCUUGCUUUUCCUCACGAAAUCCUGAAGUUGUCGAUGACUAUUUACGAAACACUGAAGAUAACAAAGACGUCGCAUCACAAACUAUGAAUCUCAUCCGAGACAGUCGAGCACCUUUAUUUACAGAGUUCUGCAGCAAAAGUGUAGUGGACAUUCGUUGCGCUGAUCUUUUCGGUUUGCGAUUUGGAAUAUCAGACAUUUCGGGAGGAACAUGUAUGUUCUCCAUUCAGUUGAAGAAUUUUUCAAUUUGGCCGGGACUUAUAAAGGGCCCUCCCCAACCUUUGGAAGUUCUUAGAGAUAAUCUAACAUUUCUUCUCAUGAAGGGUGCUCUGGCAGCGCUCCAUAUUCUGGAUUCAUCUUCUCGACUUCCUGUCUGUAACUGUAGUAAUAAAUUGAUCGGGAUAACCCACAAUUGUAACCGGUCGGAAGAUAUUUUCACUAAGUCAGUACAUUUCAGCACUCGGUAGUUAAAACAGUGGGAAACUCUGCAACAAUGAUUGGAUUGUGAAUUCUUUUUUUUUGAUCGGUGGAGCUUCCGCUUUUGCAGUUUUUUCAGUCUUACUCGCACAUUUUUGGGUUUCCCGUUUUAUUGCUUAAUGUAUGUGGAGAGCGACGUUCGCUUCAUUUUGACUAUACAAGCAAUGGGAAAAGGAGAACCACGACAUUGAGGUUCCUUUUUUGUUGGAUUUUAAUCUUAUUUCAUUUGCUACAAAACUUAAUUGUACCAACUAAAAAUAAAAGUAUAUUUCUUGUGUAGGUAUAUAAUGAAAAGCUACCACACUUAGAUCCACUAGACAUUGUUGGGACGCUACAGAACAAUAAUACCAUUGUGAUUUACAGCCAAUAGGGGUAAUUUUUUGUUGUUUUUUGUUUUAACCUUAGUUUUGUGAUGGCAUAUGAUUGCCAUUAUUUGGAAAAUGGGCUUUCUUACUGUUGUGACUGGACAAUUAUUAUUUUUUGUUUCUUUUUUCCUGUGCAUUAACUUGUAAAGGGAUGUACGGGAAAAAAUCGCAUUUGGACUAAAGUAGUUGUGCUAGGGCCGCAGACUGCUGAAAAGACAGUAAAGGAAGCUAAAGGCAGCCCUUAUAAAUUAGCCGUUUAUUGUUGAACAAAAUGAGAAAAAAAACAGGUUUGAACUUAUCUAGACAACUAGAAAACGAGCCACUUUAAAGAUGUUUUGUCUUGUAUCGUAAAUUGAUACAAGCUUAUCGCUUGUUGCAAGAUUUUUACUUGCCGAAGAAAAACAAUUAAUCUAAAAAAAAAAAGACAGCGACAGAUCGCAUUUUGGCCUCCAAUUGUUUGUAUGUUUUUAUAAAUUUUAGAACUGAAUUUCUCUUUAAGGUGGCUCAUCAGUAUUUUUUUCAACUCUUGUGCAUAUUAAAGAUAAAGAAUGAGUUGAAAGUCA